CAUUUAUUAUGUGUGGUUAAUGUGGACAGUAAGUCUCAUGUUAUGAAGCUUGUGUUCCUCUGAGUAUUUUCUAACGGUGGGUUUCUGUGGAGUUGUGUCAGGAAAGGAUGUAGUUCUUCUAGUAUUUCUGACACAACUUAUGGGUCGAUGGUCACUGAUACCCAGAGGAACAACAACAAUGGCAGACUAAUUGAGGGGUUUGUUAUAAUGUGAUCUAUUAUUGUAGAAAAGAGCAAAUGUCUUUAAGUUCAUCAGAUCUGUUAGGUCUCCAUAUUAAAUAGUUCAGAAGAUGCACAAGUUGACCACAAGCGCUCCUCCAAAACCUCAGUGAUUCAGACUGAACGGGUAUUUUCUCCAACACAUACUUCAGAGCAACAUGGGCAAAUUUCUGAAGAGGUUUUAUUUGUUGAUAUUAAUACACCACAUCCUGUUCUUUACUUACAUAGAUAAAUGAGUUAUAUCCAGUCAUAGGUUUGUCUCCAUCUUUGUAUAUUGCAAUUGUCUGUGUCAUGAGAGGAUGAACAUUUCAGGUGUAGUUUUAGUAUUGUUUUUUUUUUUUUGUCUGCCGUUUUCCCUGUAUUAUAGUGGACAGUGGAGAGAGAGACAGGAAAUGUUGGGAGAAGAGUCGAGGGAGGACAUGCAGCAAAUGAGCCACUGGCCGGACUCGAACAGCGACAGCUGCGUUGGGGACUUUCACCUCCUGCAUGGGGGUCAACCGCAAAACCCACCGAGCUACCAGAUGCCUCCUUUAAGAAACAAAGACCCUCCUCCAUAUAACCAUGAGAGAUCAGGUCCCCACGCUGCUUCACCAUGUCCAGCAAACUUGCAAAGUACCAGCAAUGUACGUACAGAAACAGAACCAGAACAAACCAUUGAUGAGAGCAACAAUUUAAGGUCAGAAGAUACCUUCAACAUUGUUCUGCUGGGAGUAACUGGGACUGGAAAGAGUGCAUCUGGAAACACCAUCCUGACUGCUAUGGACCCCCAUCUGGAACCAAAGCAGCUUUUUGCAUCCCGGCCGAGCUCCACACCAGUCACCACUGAGUGUCAGGUCAAAAUGAUGGACAAUCUUUUCGGCAGGAAUGUCAGAGUGGUCGACACCCCAGAUUUCUUGAGUGAUGAAAUAAACGAUCAGGAACAAGUAGAGGAGUGUAAGAAGUUCUGUCAGCCAGGGCACUAUGUGGUGUUACUGGUGAUACAGAUGGGCCGGUUUACAGAAGGUGAGGAGGGAGUGUUAGAGAGACUGGAGAUGAAGCUUGGCUGCAGAAUCAGGAAGAACACAAUCGUCCUGCUGACACAUGGAGAGAAAGCAAAAGGCAAUGUUCAGAGUUUCAUUGAUGAACGGUCUCACCUCAGGUACAUUAUAGGUAAAUGUGGAAAUCGCCGCCAUGUAUUCAAAAACAACUGCAAGGACCCAAAACAAGUCAAGAAGCUCUUCAAGAAAAUUCCAGAUUAUGAAACAAUCUUCCCAGACUUCACAGAAAAACAAUCACUCAUAGACUGCCGUGUGGGUUAACUUGAUUCAGACUGAACGUCCAAAUAACAAACUGCUUCCAGCCUCCGUGUACCAGUCUGCGCAAUGUUUGAAGUACAAGUGUGAUCUGUUGAUGCUGUGAACCUGCAGUUAAGGUGUCGUAUGUGUCAAGAUCUGGUUCUAUGUGCAUACUUAUAUAUUUUAUGUGUUUAUACAUAUAAUGUCCUGAUGGUAAUUCAUUUAAGCUGUUUGAGAGAUUAAAGGAAUCUUUUGAGAUUCAUAACUCAGAUAAUAAGAAGGAUGUUAGUUUCAUCACUGUGUGUUCUGUAUAGAGAAAAGUCCAAAACACAGCUGGGCAGCAGUCCUGCUGUGUUAUUUCAGACAGUUUUGCUGAUCUACUGUACAAAUUUAGAAAAGGUAUGCUGUUUAAUUUCUGCUUUUUCUGUGAUUGAUGUUUACAUAAAACUAAUCAAUGAGCUUAUAAAGAGAAUGCAGUGAAUAAUAAAACUAAACUUAAUGCACAACUCUGUGAA
Stegastes partitus (bicolor damselfish) is the source of this 2007-nucleotide messenger RNA. RefSeq names its product GTPase IMAP family member 8-like. NCBI's taxonomy places the organism in Eukaryota, Metazoa, Chordata, Actinopteri, Pomacentridae. The record is from RefSeq and is a predicted model, not a curated record. The transcript has 5 exons. Gene Ontology annotation, molecular function: GTP binding. Bases 518 to 1516 code for a protein of 332 amino acids.